Arachis duranensis is the source of this 2697-nucleotide messenger RNA. Its product is annotated as pyrophosphate-energized vacuolar membrane proton pump. Gene Ontology annotation, biological process: proton transmembrane transport. Gene Ontology annotation, molecular function: diphosphate hydrolysis-driven proton transmembrane transporter activity; inorganic diphosphate phosphatase activity. Gene Ontology annotation, cellular component: membrane. Bases 120 to 2438 code for a protein of 772 amino acids. The transcript is spliced from 8 exons. Lineage: Eukaryota; Viridiplantae; Streptophyta; Magnoliopsida; Fabales; Fabaceae. The record is from RefSeq and is a predicted model, not a curated record.
CGCACUCGAGCACACACUCUCUCCGUGACUUACACUCCAUUUCUCUCUGUGUUCCGGCGAACGCCGCUUUACAUUUUUCCGGUGAGGUAACCGGCGGAGUUAGGUUUUUUCCGGCGAGAAUGGGAGGGGCUAUUCUGUCGGAGCUCGCGACGGAGAUAGUGAUUCCGGUAUGCGCCGUCGUCGGGAUCGUGUUCUCACUGGUGCAGUGGUUCCUCGUUUCAAAGGUGAAGCUCACACCGCACGCAACGUCGUCUUCGAGUGGUAACAGCAACAACAACAACAACGGGAAGAACGGUUAUGGAGAUUACCUGAUCGAAGAGGAGGAAGGAAUCAACGACCAUAGCGUCGUGGUCAAGUGUGCCGACAUUCAAAGCGCCAUCUCCGAAGGUGCCACAUCCUUUCUUUUCACUGAAUAUCAGUAUGUGGGAAUCUUCAUGGUUGCUUUUGCGGUUUUGAUCUUCCUUUUCCUGGGUUCUGUGGAAAGCUUCAGCACCAAGAGCCAAGCUUGCACAUAUGACAAGACUAAGAUUUGCAAGCCAGCCCUUGCAACUGCAUUGUUCAGUACUGUAUCAUUCUUGCUCGGUGCUUUGACUUCGGUCCUCUCUGGUUACCUUGGGAUGAAAAUUGCAACCUAUGCCAAUGCCAGGACAACCUUGGAAGCAAGAAAGGGAGUUGGGAAGGCUUUUAUCACUGCAUUCAGGUCUGGUGCAGUGAUGGGUUUUCUUCUUGCAGCAAAUGGUCUUUUGGUGCUCUACAUUGCCAUUAAUGUCUUCAAGAUAUAUUAUGGUGAUGAUUGGGAAGGUCUUUUUGAGGCUAUAACUGGUUAUGGCUUGGGUGGAUCUUCCAUGGCUCUGUUUGGGAGAGUUGGUGGUGGUAUCUAUACCAAGGCUGCUGAUGUUGGUGCUGACCUUGUAGGAAAAGUUGAAAGAAAUAUCCCUGAGGAUGAUCCAAGAAACCCUGCUGUGAUUGCUGACAAUGUUGGUGACAAUGUUGGAGAUAUUGCUGGGAUGGGCUCUGAUCUUUUUGGCUCCUAUGCCGAAUCAUCUUGUGCUGCCCUUGUUGUUGCUUCCAUUUCCUCAUUUGGAAUCAACCACGACUUCACUGCCAUGUUGUAUCCCCUACUUGUCAGCUCUGUGGGCAUUCUCAUCUGUUUGAUUACUACUCUCUUUGCAACUGAUUUCUUUGAGAUCAAGGCCGUCAAGGAAAUUGAACCAGCAUUGAAAAAGCAGCUUAUCAUUUCUACAGCACUCAUGACUGUUGGAAUUGCAAUUAUUAGUUGGCUUGCUCUCCCAUCGACCUUCACUAUUUUCAACUUUGGAGCUCAGAAAGAAGUUAAGAGCUGGCAGUUAUUCCUAUGUGUGGCUGUAGGACUCUGGGCUGGACUUAUUAUAGGGUUUGUUACGGAAUAUUAUACAAGCAAUGCUUACAGCCCUGUACAAGAUGUUGCUGAUUCCUGCCGGACUGGAGCUGCAACCAAUGUCAUCUUUGGCCUUGCUCUAGGAUACAAGUCUGUCAUUAUUCCUAUUUUUGCCAUUGCCAUAAGUAUCUUUGUAAGUUUCAGUUUUGCUGCAAUGUAUGGAAUUGCUGUGGCUGCCCUUGGGAUGCUUAGUACCAUUGCUACUGGAUUGGCUAUUGAUGCCUAUGGACCUAUCAGUGACAAUGCUGGAGGCAUUGCUGAAAUGGCUGGAAUGAGCCAUCGUAUCCGCGAGAGAACUGAUGCCCUUGAUGCUGCUGGCAACACAACUGCUGCCAUUGGCAAGGGAUUCGCCAUUGGAUCUGCUGCUCUGGUAUCUUUGGCCCUAUUCGGUGCCUUUGUCAGCAGAGCAGGAAUUUCAACUGUUGAUGUCUUGACUCCCAAGGUCUUUAUUGGACUCUUAGUUGGCGCCAUGCUCCCCUACUGGUUCUCUGCCAUGACCAUGAAGAGUGUAGGAAGUGCAGCUUUGAAGAUGGUUGAGGAAGUUCGCAGGCAGUUCAACACCAUUCCAGGACUCAUGGAGGGUCACGCCAAGCCUGAUUAUGCCACAUGCGUCAAGAUUUCCACUGAUGCAUCCAUCAAGGAGAUGAUUCCUCCAGGUGCCCUUGUCAUGCUUACACCACUCAUCGUCGGUACCUUUUUUGGUGUGGAAACUCUCUCAGGCGUUCUUGCAGGUGCUCUUGUUUCUGGUGUGCAGAUUGCAAUAUCAGCAUCAAACACUGGUGGUGCCUGGGAUAAUGCUAAGAAGUACAUUGAGGCCGGUGCAUCUGAGCAUGCUAGGACCCUGGGACCAAAGGGAUCCGAUCCACACAAGGCAGCUGUUAUUGGUGACACCAUUGGUGACCCUUUGAAGGACACUUCUGGGCCUUCACUCAAUAUCCUUAUUAAGCUUAUGGCCGUGGAAUCACUCGUCUUUGCUCCAUUUUUUGCCACCCAUGGCGGCCUUCUUUUCAAGCUCUUUUGAAUGAGUGGGAGCCACUCUGGUGGUAGAGGCUUCCUUUACUUUUAAAUCCUAUUUUUUGUCGGAGCUUUCAGUCGUUUUUUUGCCUUUUAUUUUGUACCAAUCAAUAGCUUCUUUCCACCUUUAGGUAGCUUCUUCGAUUAUGAGAAUUCGGAAUUUGUCACAAGAACCAGAUUUUGCCGACAACGAUUUUCAAUUAAUUUUCCGGCUUUGGAAGAUGCCAAUGUUUUUGGAAAUAUCAUUAGUAUCAAUUUCAAAGAUA